AUGACAGCUGCCAUGAAUGUGCAGACCGGAGAUAAUGCCAGUACCCACGCUCCGCCUGUAAAAAUAGCGUCUAGCAAUGCAAUCGCAGAAAAGGCCGUUACUGACACUGAGAUAGAGAAAGGCAGGCCUGAGGAGAAAUGUAAGCCCAAGGGGAAAGGUAAGCCCGAGGAGAACGCUCAACCUACUGCCCCGAAGGCAUUCGGAUUUUACGCAAUCAUCGUGGCGCUCUGCUUGACAGGACUUUUGACAGCGUUGGAAGCAACAAUCACGUCUACCGCACUGCCAACCAUCACUGCCGUUCUUGGCGGCGGUAGUGGCCUCUGUGGUGGUGCUGUUAACAUUGAGAUGCUGGUUGCCGGCCGAUUGGUGCAAGGCAUUGGCGCCGGUGCAAUCAAUGUGCUUAUUGAGAUCAUUGUUUGCGAUUUACUGUCACUUCGGGAGCGAGGAAGGUACUUGGGUUUAAUGUUCGGCAUGAUUGCUGUGGGCACGGUAUUGGGCCCUCUGUUUGGUGGACUCAUCGUUCAACAUAGCUCAUGGCGCUGGGUGUUUUAUCUGAAUGUUCCUAUCGGAGGGUUGGCAUUGGUUGCCCUGGUACUAUUCCUCAAGGUCAAAUCUGACAAUACGUCAAACUUCACUUCGCGACUUAAGCGCAUCGACUGGUUUGGAAACCUCAUCUUCGUUCUCUCGAUGGUCGCCGUUCUCACAGCAUUGUCUUGGGCAGGAAGCAAAUAUCCAUGGUCAUCAUUCCACAUCAUUGUACCGCUCAUAAUGGCUCUUGCAGGUGGUGUUCUCUUUAUGUUCUUCGAGGCAUCCCGCUUUUGCGCAAAUCCGACUAUGCCUCUUCACCUGUUCUCGAACCGUACGUCAGGAACGGGUUUUGCUUUGACCUUCCUCAGCAGCAUCUCCGGGAUCUCUCCUAUCUACUUCCUUCCUGUAUACUUUCAAGCUGUGCUUUCCUCGACUCCUGCCCGUGCAGGCGUUCAACUCCUUCCAACCAUACUGGGUAUUAUAUCUGGCGCAAUCGUGGCUGGGGUCUUAUUUUCAAAGUUUGGCCGCUAUCGUCCCCUCCAACACGCCGGAUUCACACUCAUGGUAAUUGGAUUUGGGCUUUUGAGCUUGCUAAAGGCCAAUUCAACAAUGGGGCAGUGGGUUGGAUUCCAAAUCGUCGGUGCUGUUGGCACAGGCCUCGUCCUCCCAGUACUCCUUCCAUCUAUCCAAGCACCCCUCAACGAGGCCGAUACAGCCCUCUCAACCUCAACCUGGGCCUUCAUUAGGAGCUUUGGCUUGAUUUGGGGAGCAACUAUCCUAACGGUUGCUUUUAACAAUCGUUUCAAUUCACUUGCGCACCGGAUUACCGACCCGGUUGUUGUAGCAGAACUCUUAGGCGGAAGGGCGUACGAACACGCUACAAAGGUUUACAUGCAGACAAUCACGGAUCCUGCCACACAUGCAGAGGUCGUCGGAGUAUUUAUCGACUCGCUGAAGCUGGCAUGGUAUGUUUCAAUUGCAUUUGCUGGCCUCGGCUUUGUACUUGUAGUUUUGAUGAAAGUGGUCCCUUUGAGGAAAGAGCUCGACACUCAGUUUGGCAUAGAGGAGAGCGACAAGUCUACGAAGACCGAGCAGCCUAUCUCCGAGCAGCUGACACUAGCAACUAAUAAAUAA
This is a messenger RNA of Venustampulla echinocandica, 1662 nucleotides long. Its product is annotated as MFS general substrate transporter. Gene Ontology annotation, biological process: transmembrane transport. Gene Ontology annotation, molecular function: transmembrane transporter activity. The transcript is spliced from 3 exons. Lineage: Eukaryota; Fungi; Ascomycota; Leotiomycetes; Helotiales; Pleuroascaceae. The record is from RefSeq and is a predicted model, not a curated record. Bases 1 to 1662 code for a protein of 553 amino acids.